Molecule: messenger RNA, 9154 nt
Organism: Chelmon rostratus (copperband butterflyfish)
Lineage: Eukaryota; Metazoa; Chordata; Actinopteri; Chaetodontiformes; Chaetodontidae
Gene: polq
Product: polymerase (DNA directed), theta
Exons: 35
Coding region: 1-8433 (2810 amino acids)
Biological process (GO): DNA-templated DNA replication; double-strand break repair via alternative nonhomologous end joining
Molecular function (GO): ATP binding; DNA binding; DNA-directed DNA polymerase activity
Source: RefSeq, a predicted model, not a curated record
AUGGGGCAGCAUCAGAUCAAGAAGAAAAAAGGCUUCCAAACUCCUAAUGAGCCACCAGACGAAGACAGACCGUUGCAGAAAAUCCGUUUUCUGCCAGGCAAAACAAGCAGACCAGAGAGCAUCAACGGUGACAGCCUCAUGGGUGGAGGAGCAGCAUUUCCACUGGGAGAAUCCACAUUAGCUCUUGAUGAAGAGAUGCUGCAGGUACUGGAUGCUGUAGACCCUGUGAAGCCUGCGGCUAACAAUGCCUGUCCAACAGCAGUACACAGUAAUGCUCAGGAAGGGCCAGCAUCGUCAGCUGUCUUUGCUCCGUCACAGCCUCUUGCCCUGGUUGCUGACAAUAAGAGGGAGAGUGAUGGAGCACGUCAUCCCACAAGCACCCAGGAGAGAGUCUUUGGGCGUAGUGGUGAUUGUAAGAGACCAGGAUGGAGAGCUGACUGCAAAGACCUGGCUCAGAGGCUUCUCUUCAGUGAGGAUUUGGAGGAAGUGGGGCAUGCUCAGAGGGGUGUAGAGAACAUCCAGCCAUCGCCAGCUUCUGCCUGCAUCAAUAUGUUAUCCUGCCAAGACACAAGAAACAGUCAGCAAGGACGCAGCACCACCAAUCGGCAGAAACUUGCAUCCGGAGGAAAGAGCUCUUCUCCUAGAAAAGACAAAAGUGGGCCAAACAUGAAGGCUGACCCACCUCUAGAUGUAUCCAGGGACUACAUCUUGUUCAGCCCCACCCGCCUCGCAGCGGCCAUGAAGAAGGCCAAACUUCACCAGUCGUUACAGAACCAGUCGGCCUCUGUGCUCACGGUCCCCAGUGGCUUAGACCUCAGCACUCUGAGUGACACUUUACCUCAGCCAGGCAUUGCCUUGUGUGCUCCUGCGGGGCAAGCUGAAAAGCUGCUGUUAUCCAGCUGGGGCUUACCAAAACCCGUCCUGGAGCGCUACCAGAAACACGGAGUGACUCACAUGUUCGAAUGGCAGGCCCAGUGCCUCACUGUUGGACAGGUGCUGCAGGGAGGUAACCUGGUGUACUCUGCCCCCACUAGUGCUGGAAAAACUCUGGUGUCAGAGCUGCUGAUGUUGAAGCGCGUGUUGGAGACUAAAAGAAAAGCUCUCCUGAUUCUGCCGUUUGUCUCUGUGGCCAAAGAGAAGAUGCACUACCUUCAGAGUGUAUUUGAAGAGGCAGGAGUUCGUGUGGAGGGAUAUAUGGGCAGCACCUCGGCUGCUGGAGGGUUCACAGCGCUGGAUGUGGCUGUUUGCACCAUAGAAAAAGCCAAUUCUCUCAUUAACAGACUCAUUGAGGAGGACAGUAUGGGUUUACUAGGCAUGGUGGUGGUGGAUGAGUUACAUAUGGUUGGAGAUUCUGGAAGAGGAUACCUACUAGAACUGCUCUUAACCAAAAUCCGCUACAUUGCACAGAAGCGGAACACCACAGGGUCUCUCUCUGAGGGGGUGCAGAUCAUAGGUAUGAGCGCCACCUUGCCGAACCUCUCCCUCCUGGCGAGCUGGUUAGGUGCAGAGCUUUACCAGACAGACUACAGACCCGUACCCCUGCAGGAGCAUCUCAAGGUGGGCUGCAACAUCUACGACAAGGGCCUCUCCGUGGUCCGGCAGUUCACUCCUGUGCUCCACGUUAAGGGUGAUGAUGACCACAUAGUGAGCUUGUGCUAUGAGACUGUGAGAGAGGGCCACUCGGUGUUGCUGUUCUGCCCGUCGAAGAACUGGUGUGAGAAGCUGGCAGACGGUAUUGCCAGAGAGUUCUACAACCUCAGACAUGCUGAUGGCCGGGGCGAAGCAGAGCCUCAGCCAGUGAGUCUGGAUCAGGACGGAUUAACGGAUGUUGUAGCCCAGUUGAGACGAACUCCGGCCGGUUUAGACCCCAUCCUCCAGCGGACUGUGCGAUGGGGGGUGGCCUUCCACCACGCUGGUUUGACGUUUGAUGAGCGGGAUGUGUUAGAGGGAGCUUUUCGUCAGGGCAUGGUCAGAGUCCUGGCUGCCACCUCUACGCUCUCUUCAGGGGUUAACCUGCCAGCUCGCAGGGUCAUCAUUCGAACCCCCACCUUCAAUGGACACUUGUUGGACCCGCUCACAUACAAACAAAUGGCUGGAAGAGCAGGGCGAAAAGGGGUAGACACAACAGGUGAGAGUGUGCUGGUGUGUAAGGAGGCAGAGCGCCAGAAAGGUAUUAGUCUCCUCAAGGGUGCUCUUCAGCCAAUCAGCAGCUGCCUGGUGAGAAGGGAGGGAGAAGGUGUCACCACCAGCAUGCUGCGAGCCAUCCUAGAGAUCAUUGUUGGAGGUGUAGCCAGCACUCCACAGGAUGUAAGGUUAUAUGCAGCGUGCUCACUUCUGGCUGCCAGCAUGAAAUGUGAUGGCAAAAAAGAGUCAAAUGAGGAGACCAACAAAGGAGCUAUUGAGGCCUGUGUUGAAUGGCUGAUGGACAAUGAAUUUAUCAGUAUCCAGACAGACGGACAAGAGGAGCGUUACUGUCCAACUCAACUUGGUGCUGCCACCCUUUCCUCCUCGCUCUCCCCUCCGGAGGCUCUGGGAGUGUUCGCUGAUCUCCAGCGGGCCAUGAAGGGCUUUGUCCUGGAAAAUGACUUGCACAUUCUGUAUCUGAUCACCCCGUUGUACGCAGAGUGGACCACCAUAGAUUGGUAUCAGUUCUUCUGUCUGUGGGAACAGCUCUCGUCUUCGAUGAAGAGAGUAGCAGAGCUGGUGGGCGUCCAGGAAAGUUUUCUCGCACGAUCUGUCAGCGGUAAACUUGUUGCCAAGACAGAGAAGCAGCGUAGACAGAUGGCUAUUCACAAACGGUUUUUCACCACCCUUGUACUACAGGAUCUGGUGAAUGAGGUACCUUUGGGAACAGUGGCGUCCAAAUACAACUGCAAUCGUGGGCAGUUACAGUCUCUCCAGCAGUCUGCAUCUACAUAUGCAGGCAUGGUGACAGUGUUCUGCAAGCGUCUGGGUUGGCACAACAUGGAGCUGCUGCUGUCCCAGUAUCAGACCAGGCUGAGCUUUGGGGUCCAGAGGGAGCUGGUGGACCUUGUCAGGGUCUCCCUCUUGAAUGCAACUAGAGCCAGAACACUCUACGCACAAGGCCUCUGUACUGUUGCUGAGCUAGCCAGGGCGACCGUAGCAGAGGUGGAGAAAGCCUUGAGGAAUGCUGUCCCAUUCAAGAGCUCUAAGCGUGCUGUGGACGAGAGUGAGGUGGAAGCAGCUGAGAGACGGAGCCUCCGCUGCGUCUGGGUCACUGGUGGUCGGGCGCUGACGGAACAGGAAGCCGCUGUUCAGAUCGUGUCUGAGGCAAGGCUCCUGCUUCAGGAAGACCUGGCCCAGUUAGGGGUUCAAUGGGACCCGGCCACACUUCCCCCUGGGGCUCCUGCUGUGAACAGCUCUGAUGAGCAUCACAGCAGGGAGUCAGACACCUCAUCUGCCACGUACCUCGGCUCUCGUGAAGCACCAGCGGCCAACCUUAACGAUCACCAAGAAGACAGGGUCAAGACAAGUGAGAGCAGAGAUACUGACAGGCAUAAAAAAGAGAAUAAGGAAGAAUACAAAUGUGAGAAAAGGAUGAAAAUGGAGAGAGCAGAAGGAGAAGCCAAGAGAGAGCAAGGGGAGCCCAAGCCUAAACACAAUGGAGUGAAUGGAAAAUUAGAGGAGCACAGAAAGCAAGACAGGACGGAGCCAGAAAUCAGACUAACAAGCAAUGAAGUGCAAGUGGAAAGAAGCAAAGAAACAAAAAAAGAUGAGACAAAUACAAAAAUAUUAACGGCAAAUGACACAGAAGAUCCAGAUGAAAAAAGAGAAAGGCAGAAGCACGUAAGUUUAAAGGAAGGAAGGGAAAAGCUCAACAAAGAGCCAAAAGAAGGGGAGAGUAGUGAAGGGACUGUCUCAGUCCGGCCGGACAGUCAUACAGCGAAUCGUCCUAUUGCUGAAAGGAGCCUGACACAGGAAUUGGCAGAGAUUGUGUGCAGUCCCUUACCUCAGCCGAUGCCACGUCCACAGCCAUCUCCUUCCACGGUGCCUCCUCCUCGGUUUAGAGCUCCAAUAUCCAGAGUAGCAGAACAACACAGUGUUCCUGCAAGAACAUCAAAGGGAGAUGGUACCACAGGGCUCGCUGCCUCACCUGUGCAACCAGGUAGACUGAUGCACUCGAGAGCCUUAAGCAAAGUCCUCCAGUCUAUACAGACUGACAUAGGCCCACAGGUUAAUGCUCAGACGUCACACUCAAAGCCCACAGGAGUUUCUUCAUUGCCUGCCGGCCAGGUGCCCACUCCCGAUCACGCUCCUGGCCCCAUGCAAGAAAUCCCUCCUGGCAUUUCUGCUCCUACAAAUGCAGAUAUGCAAGACUCUCCCACCUCUGUUCCCUUAUUCUCUCCCGAGGCCAAGCGAAGAAGGAUAGACGGCAGAGAGGUAGAUAAGUUUUCAUCUCCCGAGCUGUAUGCGGGAGAUGAGAGAGGUGAAGAAGUCGAGGGAGCUGUUAGAAGAGGAGAAGAAAGUUUCGGUGAAAGCUUUGAACUGGACACUCAGACAGAAAGAAUCAUUGUUCAAAAGACAUGCCAACACAGAGAUGGGAGUGAUAGAGGAAUGAAUCAGUCGGUAAAAGCAGAAAGGAUAAAAGAGCUGGAUGAGGACACAAACGAGGGAAGUAACAGCCUUGAAGCCCCUGACAAUUCAUGUCCCAGAUUCAGUAUAUCACUCACAGAUAGCCAGAUGGAGCUCAUUCUUAACACCAGCCACCAGAUUUCUCCUGAACCAGGUGGUGAUAAUGUAGCUGAAGAUAAAGAUGAAGGUGGUGAUGAUGAUGAUAUCCUCGGUGCUGGUCAGGCUGCCUCUGAGAAUGUCAACAGAAGCAGUAGCUUCCUGUUCGACAGCCUGUAUGACAGCUCUCUGCUGGCUGGGCUGAGCCCACACCAGCUCCUUGCCCAAUCGGAUGAAGAGGAAUCUGUUUGCCAGGAGAUCGGAGACAAGUGCCCUAUUCCAUCAACCCAGGAGAGGAGACGCAGCGAGCUUCUCGCCAAUCAGGAGGCGGAACGGCAGGAGGCGAUCCAAUGGGGCGAGUCCUCCUUCAACUUGUCGGAGUGGGGCGACUCACUGUUCGUUGGCGAACACUUUCUGGGGAGACAGAACUUGAUCAAACAGAAAGAGAGAGGUCAAAAAGAGCAAGGAGCCAGUCAUCAUGAGGCUCAGCAACCCGACACAGACCAUGUUCUGCCUGAGGAGCAGCUGCCAGCAUUACAACCCAAACCCGGUCAGACACACCCACAGCCCACCAUUGCAACUACUACCACAACUCAAAAUGAGUGCGACAAGGAUAAAACCACCAAUAAUCAAGGCCAUGUGAAGACAAUUAAAAAGCAUAAUAAUGCACAAAAUGACAGUAAACCAGACAGGAGACAGGGAGUGUUGAAUGAAGAGGGUGAAAAUUGGAAGCAAGUAGAGAAUAAAAUAAAUAAAGGGCAGGAAAUGAGUGCUUUAUUUACAGAUAGGUUAAAACACCCAUAUGUCCAAAAUGCAUCUGAAAGCAUGGUUUAUUGCAGCCCUGGUUUGCAAGAGAUCUUUGACCGCUGGCCUAGUAUGUCUGACCAGCCCUGGCAAAACACCCACACCGCCAGUCAUACACUUAUAAAUGGUGCAAAUGCUGCAGAAGUUCCAGAUCUACGUCAGCCCUCAGUGCAGGUGGACAGAAACAGGGGAAAGCCAAAUGUGCAGGUUGCUGCUGCUGAGAGUGUUUCUCUAGAGGAUCAACCCUCAAGACGUGACAGUGAGGGUGCAACAGAGAGACCAGGCUCUGCUGGUGAUCUUAUUCCCCCAACUCAGGAAACGCCACCUGUCACACCCAGAGUAAAACUGACCACCUCAUCGGUCCAAUCGCCUCUUACCGCUCAGCCACUAAACCAGUCGACUCCCUCGACACUCCUGCCACGAAAACCAGCAAUCACAAAAUGUUCUAAAUCUCACCCGGGACGCAGUGAUCAUCCAUCCGAAGCUGUGCCAGAGACUAAACGGCCUAAUUCUACAUCCGAACGCAGCCAGGAACACCACCUGGGACAGAAACCAAAGACUCUGCCUGUUCCACACUCAGAAACAAAACCCCUGCUACACGCCGACCAGAAUCUCAGCCCAUCCUCCAUCCGGGCCGGGAUUCCCUCUCAUGUGGAAUCACCCGUGACUGACGAAGGCUUCACUCUUCAGCUGUCCCAGGAUGCGUCACUCUGUUCCAGCAACUCGGGGACCUUCUCCAUCAUCGACGUGGCAAGUGACAGGCACCUCUUUGACACUUUCAUCAAUGAGUGGAAAACAAAGCAGCGGUACUCUCUGGCUUUGGCCUAUGAAAAGAGGGAGCACAGACCACAGUCUGAGGGGGAAAUUGGAGGGAAACAUAAGAGAGGAUCAGCAGCUCAUCAGAAGCUCCACAGUGUCGACGGUUUCCCAGUAAGAGACAGUGAUGGACUGGUGUUGAUUGGACUGUCUGUCUGCUGGGGAGCAAGAGAUGCGUACUACAUGUCUCUGCAGCAAGAGCAGAGCAAAGGUUUGAGCUCCAGUCUGGCCCCUCCUCCACUGGAUGAGGAUUUGCCAGUAAGCGAGAGGCUGACACAAUUGAAGAGCUGUUUGAGCCGGUCGUCUGUUGGUCACAGAGGAGGUGUGGUUGUCACGUAUGACAUCAUUCAGGUGUACAAGAUGCUGGUCCUGAGCUGUGGCAUCAGCUUGGAGGGAAGAUGUGAGGAUCCCAAGGUUGCGUGCUGGCUGCUGGACCCUGGCAGUGAGGAGAGGACUCUACCCAACAUGGUGACCGUCUACUGUCCUGAAGAAUUACCUCUGCUGGGUGGACUCGGGAACGCACACGCACACUGUCCACGUGUUAGGGCAGCGACCAAGAGUGUGCUCGUACACGCUGUCAUGAACCAUCUCACUGGCCUACUGGAGGAAGAUAGCACGCUCGACCUUUUCAGGAGCAUUGAGAUGCCGUCCCAGGUGUGUUUGGCUCUGUUGGAAUUGAAUGGAGUGGGCUUCAGUGUUGAAGAGUGCGAAAGACAAAAACACGUGAUGCAAGCCAAACUCACAGCUCUGGAAUCUCAGGCUUACAACCUGGCUGGACACAACUUCUCCCUCACCAGCAUCGACGACAUAGCACAGGUGUUGUUCUUAGAGCUCCACCUUCCUCCAAACGGUGACGUGGGUGGAUCGAAAAGUAAGAAGACUCUUGGCUACACCAGGAGGGGCGGUGGCAGAGUGCGACUCGGAAAGCAGUUCAGCACCACCAAGGAUGUUCUGGAGAAGCUUCGCCCCCUGCACCCGCUGCCAGGUGUGAUUCUGGAGUGGAGGCGGAUCACUAACGCCUUGACUAAAGUGGUGUUCCCACUGCAGAGGGAGAAGCAAUACCACCCCACACUGACCAUGGACAGAAUAUACCCCAUCGCCCAGACACACACAGCCACAGGUAGAGUGAGCUUCACUGAGCCCAACAUACAGAAUGUCCCCAAAGACUUUGAGAUUCACAUGCCCACGGUGGUUGGCGAGAGCCCACCUUCACAAGACAGCUGCCAUGUGACCACCAAACCAGGAAUGAAGAGACCUUCUGUGGUGCCUUCAGUGGCAGCUGGCAGCGCAGAACGAGGCCCGGCCUUCUCCGUCAGCAUGAGACAUGCCUUCAUCCCUUUUUCAGGUGGGAUGAUACUGGCGGCUGAUUAUUCUCAGCUGGAGUUGAGAGUGUUGGCUCACCUCUCCAAGGAUCAACGUCUUCUGCAGGUGCUGAAUGGAGGAGCAGACGUGUUUCGCUGCAUCGCUGCCGAAUGGAAAAGUGUCGACCCAGAGUCUGUGAACGACAGCCUCAGACAACAGGCAAAACAGAUUUGCUAUGGCAUUAUCUAUGGGAUGGGAGCCAAGUCUUUGGGGGAGCAAAUGGGAGUGGAAGAGAAUGACGCGGCCUGCUACAUAGAGAGUUUCAAGGCCAGAUACAAAGGGAUCAGUGCUUUUCUUCGAGAAACUGUGAAGAACUGUGUGAAGAACGGCUAUGUUCAGACUCUGAUGGGCCGUAGGAGAUACCUACCAGGGAUCACUAACAGCAAUACGCAUGUCAAAGCACAUGCAGAGCGUCAGGCAGUGAACACAACCGUACAGGGAUCAGCGGCAGACAUUGUGAAACUUGCCACGGUGAACAUCCAGAAACGACUACGGAAAACAUAUCCUGCUGCUCCGCUCUCUCACCAGCACACACAUUCAGCCAGCAGUCACCGCAGGGCUGGGACAGCUCAACUCAGAGGAGCCUACUUUGUCCUGCAGCUGCACGAUGAGCUCAUCUAUGAAACCACAGAGGAAGACCUCAUACAGGUUGCUCAGAUAGUCAAGAGGGAGAUGGAGUCAGCAGUAAAACUGUAUGUAAAGCUUAAAGCCAAAGUCAAGGUGGGACCCAGCUGGGGCAACUUGCAGGACCUCGAUAUAUAAUGGGAAUGUGUCUGUGAAGAUUCUCAAUCUUCAGUCUUGGUACUUUUAAGUGCUUUAAAAGGCAACUGGACCUGCUUGAGGUUGUUUUCCCGCUGGGACUCCCCACCAGUCAGCUAGAACUGAAGAAGCCUUGUGGAUGAGAGGCAAAACGUCCUCUAGAACCUCAAACAAGUCCAGCUGCCUUUUAAAGCACUUCUAUAAUGUGAAUGCUUUGAUGAAAUGAAAUACCAUCUCCUUAUUGCUUAAGGGUUCUGUAAUAUAUGCUAAUACUAUAAUUUGUACUAAAAUCAGUAUUUUUUUAAAUCGCUACAUUAACAAUAAUGAAAUGUAAGAUAACCCAGAACUCUAAAUGAACUAUUGAAUUUAUUUAUAAUUCUAUACAUUUGCCAUGAGAUUUAAUGUAAGAUGAUAUUCUGUUACUGUAAUAAGUUUUCUUUCUCAAUAUUUAAAGAAUUUAAGAAAUUAUUUUCAGUAUCAAUUAAUGUGCUGAUUGUUUCAAUCAAUGAUUUGUUUAUCUAUGAAAUGUUAAAAAUAUUGAUCAGAAUCAGAACUUCCAGAGUCACAGGUCACGCUAAUGUCUUGUUUUAUUCUGCAAAAAGUCCAAAACCCUAAGACAUUCAGUUUACAAUUAUAUAUGACAAGGAAAUGCAGCAAUUCCCCUCAUGUGAGAAGCUGGAACUGAAGAAUGUUUAACAUUUUUGCUGGAAUAAAUGACUGAAAU